GUUUGUUGUUUGAGGAGUCAUAACGGUCUGAGUGCUCGCAGGCAGCUUGUUCUUUCAGUCCAUUUUGUAACUUUAUCCCUUCAAGAUGAACAGAGUUAUUCUGCAGCUUUUUGCACUCGGAUUCUGCUUUGCAGUCGGUCAAACUCUGCAAUGCUACAAGUGUAACAUCGGCAUCUGGAACAUGUGCCUUACCACUAAAAUGACGUGUGGUAGUGGAGAACAGUGCUUCAGUGGUAUCGGGAAAGCAGCCAGCUUCGUGGAUAUCUCGAUGAAGGGCUGUCUAGCAGUGGCCGAGUGCAACCAGACCAAAGAGGUGAACUUCCCCAGCAGUACCUCCAACUCUACCGUCUACACCAUGACCAAAACGUGCUGCUCCACCGACCUGUGUAAUGCUGCGCCUGGUCUGCCCGCGACAUCUGGUCUGAACCUGGCCCUGGCCACAUUCACUGCUCUGUUUGUGGCCAUUAACCUGGUUUGACAGGAGAUAGAUGACGGAUGACAUAAAGUGCAUACACAUGAAACACACAUAGGUCUUGUGUUAUACUGUCCUUGAGGUGUAUUGCACUCUUUGGCUUUGUGAGAACAGUAAAAAUGUAAUCCCCUCUUUUCAUUUUGUAUUAUUAGAUUAAAAAGUGCCCCAGUCCUUAUUUCUCUAUCAGAAAUAUUAAAAUGUUAGUUUACACACAAAGUGUAAAGGUUUCUAGUGUGCAACACUGACAUAAAAGAUGAUUUAAGAAGUCCACCACAUGUCACUGUGUCACUAAACUGUUAAUUUGUGGCUUGACAGCUUAAAAGAAUACUCCAGCAUUUUAGGAAAUACACUCUUUCCCCACAGUAGAAUUAGAAGAUCAGUACCUCUCUCAUUAUGUCUGUUAAAUACUUAAUAGCUUAGCCUAGCCUAGCAUAUAAAGACUGGAAACGGAGAAUCUACUAGCCUGGCUCAGGCUGAACAUAAUAUGCCUACCAGCGCCGCUAAAGUUCACUAAUUACAAUGUUAGAUCUCGUUCGUUUAAUCCGUACAAAUUAAUUAGUUAGCUUGAAAGGUGUUAUUGUAUUCUUUUACCAAUGGACAGAGCCAGGCUAGCAGUUUCCCAGUUUCUAUUCUUAAUGCUAACCAUGGACAUGGUGGUACUGUUCUUCUCAUCUAACUAUGUAAGAAGUGGAAUAAGUAUAUUUCUCAAAUUGCUGAACUAUUCCUUUAAUUUAUUGCUUUUGACCCACUGUAUUGACAUUUUAGAGUCAUAAUAUUCAAAUUCCACCAUGUAGAUUUCAAAGCUUCUAUGAACAUUUCAUUUAUUGCCAUUUAUUUUGUGUUUAUUAAUGUGUGGCUAACAUGUAAAUUGUCUCUUGGCUUCUGUCUGGUGCUGUCUGUGAAAAUAUUUCUUUCUAUUUUGCUGGUUUUUCCCAAUUCCUAUUUUUGAUAUUUGUCUCAAAUCCACACUGCACAACAUUGUGAGGUAAAAGCUUUUGUUUAUCUUGCUAGUUUUUAUUGUGUGUAUAUAUCUAUAUAUAUAUCUGGCGAAAAACAAGGUCAAAUUGCUCAGUAGAUUUUGAAUUAGAAUGAAGAUAGCAGCAAUUUGUCAGGGCUGAUCCGAACAUAUCCUCUAUUCAACACAAAUCAGUAAAGAUCAUCAAAACAUUCCUGAAACCAACACUUUUGGCAUUUUUUUUUUCCAAAAAUCAAAUGUGUUUGGUUAUGUAGACAGGUUAUGUUGAAAAAUGAAAUAAAUUUUCAAACUUGGAAAAAAACAACAA
Larimichthys crocea (large yellow croaker) is the source of this 1755-nucleotide messenger RNA. It is a transcript of the gene spaca4l, whose product is annotated as sperm acrosome associated 4 like. The record is from RefSeq and is a predicted model, not a curated record. Gene Ontology annotation, cellular component: membrane. NCBI's taxonomy places the organism in Eukaryota, Metazoa, Chordata, Actinopteri, Sciaenidae. The transcript has 3 exons. Gene Ontology annotation, biological process: sperm-egg recognition. The coding region runs from base 86 to 478 and encodes 130 amino acids.